This is a messenger RNA of Mesoplodon densirostris (Blainville's beaked whale), 1539 nucleotides long. It is a transcript of the gene ALDH1A3, whose product is annotated as aldehyde dehydrogenase 1 family member A3. The record is from RefSeq and is a predicted model, not a curated record. The transcript has 13 exons. NCBI's taxonomy places the organism in Eukaryota, Metazoa, Chordata, Mammalia, Artiodactyla, Ziphiidae. Gene Ontology annotation, molecular function: aldehyde dehydrogenase (NAD+) activity. The coding region runs from base 1 to 1539 and encodes 512 amino acids.
AUGGCCACCACCAACGGGGCCGUGGAGAACGGGCAGCCGGACAGGAAGUCACCCGCCCUGCCGCGCCCCGUCCGCAACCUGGAGGUCAAGUUCACCAAGAUAUUCAUCAACAAUGAAUGGAACGAAUCCAAGAGUGGAAAAAAGUUUGCCACAUAUAACCCUUCAACUCUAGAGAAAAUAUGUGAAGUGGAAGAAGGAGAUAAGCUCGACGUAGACAAGGCCGUGGAGGCUGCACAAGCCGCCUUCCAGAGAGGCUCGCCGUGGCGCCGGCUGGAUGCCCUGAGCCGCGGCCGGCUGCUGCACCAACUGGCAGAUCUCGUGGAGAGGGACCGCGCUGUCCUGGCCACCCUGGAAACGAUGGACACAGGGAAGCCGUUCCUUCACGCCUUUUUCAUCGACCUGGAAGGCUGUAUCAAAACCCUUCGAUACUUUGCAGGGUGGGCAGACAAAAUACAGGGCAGGACCAUCCCCACAGAUGACAACGUUGUGUGUUUCACCAGGCACGAGCCCAUAGGUGUGUGUGGGGCCAUCACUCCUUGGAACUUCCCUCUGCUGAUGCUGGUGUGGAAGCUGGCACCUGCUCUCUGCUGUGGGAACACCGUGGUCGUGAAGCCAGCAGAGCAGACUCCCCUCACCGCCCUCUAUCUCGGCUCUUUGAUCAAAGAGGUGGGAUUCCCUCCGGGCGUGGUGAACGUCGUGCCAGGAUUUGGGCCCACGGUGGGAGCAGCAAUUUCUUCUCACCCUCAGAUCAACAAGAUAGCCUUCACUGGGUCCACAGAGGUUGGAAAGCUGGUUAAAGAAGCUGCCUCCCAUAGCAACCUGAAGAGGGUGACACUGGAGCUUGGUGGGAAAAACCCCUGCAUCGUGUGUGCUGAUGCCGACCUGGACUUGGCAGUGGAGUGCGCCCAUCAGGGAGUGUUCUUCAACCAAGGCCAGUGCUGCACGGCCGCCUCCAGGGUGUUCGUAGAGGAGCAGGUCUAUGACGAGUUUGUCAGGCGGAGCGUGGAGUUCGCCAAGAAACGGCCCAUUGGAGACCCCUUCGACGUCAGGACCGAACAGGGGCCCCAGAUUGACCAGAAGCAGUUCAACAAAAUCCUCGAUCUGAUUGAGAGUGGAAAGAAGGAGGGAGCCAAGCUGGAAUAUGGGGGCUCGGCCAUGGAAGACAGGGGGCUCUUCAUCAAACCCACUGUCUUCUCAGAAGUUACCGACACCAUGCGGAUCGCCAAAGAGGAGAUUUUUGGACCAGUGCAGCCAAUACUGAAGUUCAAAAAUAUCGAAGAAGUGAUAAAAAGAGCAAAUAGCCUUGAAUACGGACUAACAGCAGCUGUGUUCACAAAAAACCUUGACAAAGCACUGAAGCUGGCUUCCGCAUUAGAGUCUGGAACUGUCUGGAUCAACUGCUACAAUGCCAUCUAUGCACAGGCUCCAUUUGGUGGCUUUAAAAUGUCGGGGAACGGCAGAGAACUAGGUGAAUAUGCGCUGGCUGAAUACACAGAAGUGAAAACUGUCACCAUCAAACUCGACGACAAGGACCCCUGA